AUGACGAAGAUGAUGUCCGAACUUCCAAAGGAGUUGUUGGAAGAGAUACUGGCUAGGGCUCCAGUGCAAUCUACGAGAGCAGUACGAUUGACUUGCAAACAGUGGAACACUUUAUCCAAAGAAGAAAGCUUUACAAAGAAGCACCUAGUUCAUGUGAAAGCUGUUAGGGAGUUUAUGGUGGUCAUAGUGAUGGAUUUUAAGGUUUGUUUGAUGAGCAUCAAUCUCCAUGGGAUUCGCAAGGAAGAAGACGUUGAAUCAUCUAUAGAGUGUAAAGGUAUUCUUAUUAACCUAAUCGAUGCGUCUGAAGUCUAUCAUUCCGGUGGUUUAUUGCUAUCCAUCACAAAAGACCACACCAGGCUUGUGGUUUGGAAUUCAUAUUGGGGGCAAACUCGAUGGAUCGAACCUAGAAUUCGUAGCAUACCUGUGACGUAUGCUAUCGGAUACGAGACGAGAAAAUCAUCCCGCAGCUACAAACUUUUGAGUUGCGUGGUUUCUACUAUUGCUGGUAACUGUGUUGAGUACAGUAUCUAUCAGUUAGACUCUAAUUCAUGGGGGGUUCUUGAUGUCCCUUGCGAUUGGGCGACAGAUGUUUAUAGACACGGUGGUGUCUCUGUGAAUGGGAAUACUUAUUGGUAUACUCCAGAAGGAAAUAUGGGUGAAUUCUUGAUUUGUUUUGAUUUUACAAGAGAGAGAUUUGGACCGGCUCUGCCUCUGCCGUUUGACUCUAAUUGUAAAGAUAAAGUGGCUCUAACUAGUGUUAGAGAAGAGCAACUUGCAGUGUUAUUUAUGUGCCAGCGUAUAUCAAGGAUAGAGAUAUGGAUUACUAACAAGAUUGAGCCCAAUGAUGUGACGUGGAGAAAGUUGUUUUUAGCAGUGGACAUGAAACCACUCUGUAGUCUUCUGUCUGACCCUAUUAGACAUCGGAGUUUCUUCGUUGAUGAGGAGGAGAAGUUCGUUGUGCUUUUUGGUUUACACGAAGAGACAGUCCGAGUCCGCAACAUAGCAUACAUCAUUGGAGAGAAUGGUUACUUCAGAAAGGUAGAUCUUGGAGAAUCUGCACACGGUUAUUGUCUUCCUGUUGGGUGCUCUUAUGUUCCAAGUUCAGUGCAAAUCAAGCAACUUAUAAACGGCAAAAGCAGUUAG
Messenger RNA from Capsella rubella, 1143 nucleotides. Its product is annotated as putative F-box/kelch-repeat protein At3g16880. Bases 1 to 1143 code for a protein of 380 amino acids. The transcript has a single exon. NCBI's taxonomy places the organism in Eukaryota, Viridiplantae, Streptophyta, Magnoliopsida, Brassicales, Brassicaceae. Gene Ontology annotation, molecular function: protein binding. The record is from RefSeq and is a predicted model, not a curated record.